CAUUUGUUUUAUAUUCGUUGGGCCCCGCUGAACGGAAGCACAUCCAUACACGAUAGUGUCUGUUGCUGUGCUCAGGAAGACACGAUGGCACAAUCUGAUGCUGGAGAUGGGACAUCUGAUCUCCGAUCCACACCUCCCCUCUCUUCAGUGUUUGUACAUUCAGCCAUUUCGACCGAUGCUAGCGACGUCAGUGGCACAGCCUCAGGCCAACGGGUGGUCCUGUCAACCAUGGUCAACAGCAACACCUUGACCUCAGUCUUUUUCCGCUUCUGCAUUGGCCUGGUGCACACUGUCCUUGGAGGUGCGCUGACAGGGCAGAUGGUGGUGGUCACCGCUCAGAUCCUGGAGACUGUCAAAGUAGACGGGCUGCUCAUGGAGGACCUCAAUAACACACUGUCGAAUGACACCUGGGCGGGCCUCAGAGCCACUUAUCUGCCUACAGCUGUUGUUCAAUAUAAUCUGAUUGGGUCCUUUUUGGGCCUGUUUCUGACGGAGUGGGCUGGAAAAAGCACAUACUCCGAGUUCAUUAAAACGGUUCCAGAAAGGAUUCCGGAGGAUUCCAAAGUAAACAUCGAGGCCCUGAAUAUCGCUGGAUCUGUGUGUCUUAUGUUAAUUUGUGUAUUAUUUGCUGCUCUGGGUUAUACUUUUAAGCACUUUAUCAGACCUAAUGCAAAAGUUGUUAAGUUUUCUGCCUCUUCUUUUACCUUAUAUUGUUUCAUUCAUAUUAUAGGCUUUAGGAAAAGAUCCAACUUCGAGAUGAAAGUUUUUAAUGUUUUUUGUUUUCUCAUCUUCAUUAUCGUAAUUACUCUUAUUAUAAUGUUCAACUUCAGAUUUUUGCUUUUGACUAACCCUUUAUUCUUCAUUAUUAUCAUUGUGGCUAUUUUUGGAAAAAGAUAUGGUUUCUACUUCAACCCUGCACCAGUUCCAGUGAUGUUAAUGAUUGGUGAAGUAUUUGCCUUAUGCGGGACCAAUGUGCUUGACCAGCAAAAAGUAGAAUCAAAUACGACCGCUUUGGAGGGGCUAUUCUAUGGACUCUGGAAUAAUCAGCUGUUCACUAUGUCUCUCGCUAUGUCAGUCUUCGGUUCCUUGCAGACCGGAGACGCAAUCACCAUAUCUUUUGCUGCUUUGGGUUCAGGGGUGGCUAUUUUGAGCCUCAUCAAGGGAAUGAUAACUGUGCUGGAUCCAUGGCCCCUUCUGGGUGUUCUGACAGGGGUGGCGGCGGCAGCAGGCCUAGAUCUGUCUGUAGCCGGGACAGCAGCCGGCCGCUAUGGAUGGCCAGGAACGGUAGGGGCCGUACUGGGGGCCGGGGUGGGGGCGUUCCUGGGCUCCUUCUCCCUUGGAGGGGUAUCAAGUACCUUUAUUGCUCUGAGUACUGCUCUCAUUCCAGCUUUCAACCACCCCACAUUCCUUUUUCUGUUCAAAGAUGUAUUUGUAACAGAUUCUGAUCAGAGUGAAAGCCAGGCGACAGACAAUAUUCCAACCGCCCCAGAUAAUCCAAGGGAGGAAAGUGCCCCACCCCAGUUGAAAAAAAAAAAGAGAUUUUAUAACAGUUAAUAAAAGUUAUGCUUAAGCUAUAUUUAUGUUUGUAAGUCAUAAUAUUUACGGGUAUAUUUUUUAAAGGUCCCAUGGCAAGUUACUUUAUGGAUGCUUUUAUAUAUAGGUGUUAGUGGGCCCUUAAUACAGUUGAAGACGUUCAAGAAAAUUUUAUUUUAUUUUAUUUGCAUAGUCCUUAAUCACCAUUACAGUCUCAAAGGGCUUGACAGGCCAAAAAUGUAUGACACCCCCCUUUACCCCAUCCCCCAUAAGUGCAAGCAAAAACUCCCUUGAAAUUAGCAAGGAAGAAACCUUGAGAAGGAACCCUAACCCUAGCAGGGGAUCCUUACUAUGCCAAAUUCCAAAUCGGCGCAUCUGACCUUUCAUUUUUUUAAAUGCGCAGUAGGAUACCUAGUGCUCUUUUUACACCUAAAGCCAUAGCCACUGGGGGACCUUAGGCAGGCUAGGGGAGCUCAAUGUUAUAAAGUGAAAUUUCAUGCCAUGGGACCUUUAACAUAGAUUGAUUUCUCAGUCCUGAUAAAUAGCAAUAUUUAUGCAUGCCAGUCAUGUAAGUCAUAAUAUUUACGGGUAUAUUUUCAUUUUUGCCACGCUGUAAGGUUAACAGAUUGAUAAGGAGUUCUCAACUUGUAGAAUAGCCAGGCCUUAGAAGGCCCAUUAACUCUAGCAAUGAGUGAGUGGUGAGUGAUCGGUAUACAAGGUCGAUUAACAACCUUUUAUAAGGGAGGGUUCCAGUCCAGGAAUAGCGCUCUGAUUAGGAUCAACCUGCGUCUGAGGCAUCGGCGUGGACGGGGGAGAAGAACAGCAGGAGAUGGAUGGAAGGAGUAUCCAACAGUAUAUAGUGUUGGUGAUCAUGUGUGGAGCUCAGGCUUGACGUGCAGGGCUGUCAGGCAGCUAACUCUCACGGACGGAGGGACUGUCGGGCCUGAAACCUUUUGCCUUGGCCCUUGUAUGCUCUGUGACUGAUGCAUCUAAACUGACGUGUGUGCCGAUAGGACUCACUAUAUUGAUGCACCUAGCCGUUCCAGAAUCACUCCAGAAUCAUGCUGUGACACCAUGCUGUCAACAAGGUCACCAUAUAUAUAGGUGUGCCUACAUAUAUCUUACGAUAAAGUAAAUUGCUUGCUUUAUAAUUUCUUGUGUGCUUAUAUAUAUCCUAUGAUAGAGUAAAUUGUUUACUUUAUAACUUCUUGUGUGCUUACAUAUAUCCUAUGAUAGAGUAAAUUGUUUACUUUAUAACUUCUUGUGUGCUUACAUAUAUCCUAUGAUAAAGUAAAUUGUUUACUUUAUAACUUCUUGUGUACCUCAUAUAUCUUAUGAGAAAGUAAAUUGCUUACUUUAUAAAUUCUUGUGUGCCUUAUAUCUUAUGAGAAAGUAAAUUGCUUACUUUAGAUAUUCUUAUGUGUUAAAAUUGUGUGCCUUAAAAUGUCUUACCAUAGAGCCAACUGGUUACAUUAUAUACCCUUUUUAUGUAGUAAAUUGAAUGUUUAAACAUAUCUCCUUGUGGAGAAACAUUGGAGGAAUACAAAGAACAUGUGUCCCUUGUGGAACGUUUAUCAAAGGAUCUUUUGUUAUCAGAAGGGUAAAGCAGGGAGAUCUGCAGAGAGAGCCCAGUCGUUCGUUUUGGUUUUCUGCUGUUGGUGUGGUGUCGUGUGCUCCUCUCUGCCCUGCUCCUCUGCUUCCAAAAAACUGCGGCCUUCAUAGCAAUAGAUUUUCAUCUUAAGGACUCUGACACCGUAGCGCUCGGUUCAGACUCUAUUUCUUUUUAGUUUAGAUUUAGAAAUCCAACCCCUCAAGUGUUUCGCCUGGGAGAACGUUGGUAACUCAGUUUUAGAAACCCAACCUCGGGCCCCACCCGGGAGAACGUUGGUACUUAGAAAUCCAACCUCAAGGGUGCUUCUUGGGAGAACGUUGGUACUUUUAAUAGGAAUCCUCUUUAGCACUAGCUUAGUCUCAAGCGUGAUUAAACAAAGGCAACUCUCGGGGUCAUGCGGUGUACUGAGGCACGAGAGUUGCGUCAACGUUAAAACCUGGGCUCCACUUGGGAAACGUUGUUAAAUUUAGUCUUAAAAACCCAACCUCGGGCUUCACCUGGGAGAACGUUGGUACUUAGACUUAGAAACCCAACCUCAAAGGCUCUUCUUGGGAGAACGUUGGUACUUUUAAUAGGCCAUUCUUCAUCUAUUUUCUUCUUCUUUUACUGUCUUUUCUUUUCAAAUCUAUACUCAGUUGUAAAAGUGAUUGUGUUUAUUGGACCUAAGAAUAAAUCUACCUGACUACAUUUGUAGUAGGUAAACUCAAUCGUUCGAGUCCUUUUCCAUGUCGACUCCUCGACACAGGCAAAGCAGAACAACUCGCUCUCCCAGCUGAUCCCCUCACGGUAAGUGGCGCAUAGUACAAGCAAUGGUUGAUUGUGACUGACGUGUAUAGAG
This is a messenger RNA of Gadus chalcogrammus (walleye pollock), 3983 nucleotides long. RefSeq lists its product as uncharacterized. Lineage: Eukaryota; Metazoa; Chordata; Actinopteri; Gadiformes; Gadidae. The transcript is spliced from 5 exons. The coding region runs from base 85 to 1554 and encodes 489 amino acids. The record is from RefSeq and is a predicted model, not a curated record.